Molecule: messenger RNA, 567 nt
Organism: Mizuhopecten yessoensis (Yesso scallop)
Lineage: Eukaryota; Metazoa; Mollusca; Bivalvia; Pectinida; Pectinidae
Exons: 4
Coding region: 1-567 (188 amino acids)
Source: RefSeq, a predicted model, not a curated record
AUGGCAAGUGGUGGUGGUCUGGCGGUCAUACCAAACGAUGCGGUCAAUGAGGAAAUAAAGAAAACUCACAAUAGCAAAAUAGAAACUGCACACAGCAGCUAUGGUGGAAGCCACAACGUCUGGCUAGGAGUAAAUGACAUAUGUACAGAAGGGGUGUACGAAACUUUUGAAGGUGUAAAUGCCACCUAUUUAAGCUGGAUGUCUGGACAACCUAAUGAUAAGAGUCUACCUGGCGAUUUACAGGACUGCACCAUUGCCCGACUAAGUGACAGCCUUGAUUGGCACGAUAAGGAUUCCCUCAACUGUCUGUGCUCCUCCGUAACUAAACCUAGGAACGAAACUGUUCCACUUGACCAGAUAACAGAAAAGAUUAAAAAGGAAAUGCUGAUUGAUGUGAAAACUACAUCAGCUUACAAACGAUCUCUGGUUUGUGCUGAAGACCCACGACCUUCCUCACAGUACAUUGGCGCCACUGCCGCCUCUAUGAUGGUGGUGAUCGGAUGUGCUAUUAUACUACCAGACCUUGGAAAGGUUGUCAUGGCAAUAGUGAAAUUUUUCUCCAACUGA